AUGCCUACCUUCUUGGUGACCGGAGCGUCGCGUGGUCUUGGGUUCGCCUUUCUCAAGGAGCUCUCGGCAGAUCGUGAGAAUCUUGUUGUAGGACUUGUGCGCAACAAGUUAUCUACUGAAAGAAAGAUUGCGGAAGAGCUCGGCUCUCCGGACAAUAUUCGCAUUGUCGAAGCUGACAUCACCAACUAUGAAGCCCUCAAGGAGUCUGUCCAAGAGGAUAUUCUUGACUCAAUCAAGGUCAAUGUGGUUGGAAAUGUUCAUCUUUUUAACCUUUACAUGCCUCUCGUUCUCAAUGGUCGAGCCAAGAAGGUGAUUGCUAUCUCCUCGGGCAUGUCGGAUAUCGAAUUCAUCCGUCAGUUUGAGAUUGAGCCAGCUGCUCCUUAUGCUGUGAGCAAAGCGGGAGUCAAUGUCGUGAUAGCAAAAUUCGCGGCUCGCUACGCAAAGGAUGGUGUGCUGUCCACGAGCAUCUGUCCUGGCAGCGUGAACACUGGAUUCGAAGGGGAGAUGACUGAAGAGAAGACGCAGAAGGCGCUUCGACUGACAAGCAAGUUUGUGGACUAUGCCCCCAACUUCCGAGGCCGGAGGGUUCUGCCAAAGCGGUUCUGGGGGUCAUCAUCAUAUCCCAAUUAA
Messenger RNA from Fusarium falciforme, 630 nucleotides. RefSeq lists its product as hypothetical. The transcript is spliced from 6 exons. The record is from RefSeq and is a predicted model, not a curated record. The coding region runs from base 1 to 630 and encodes 209 amino acids. Lineage: Eukaryota; Fungi; Ascomycota; Sordariomycetes; Hypocreales; Nectriaceae. Gene Ontology annotation, molecular function: oxidoreductase activity, acting on the CH-OH group of donors, NAD or NADP as acceptor.